Molecule: messenger RNA, 525 nt
Organism: Amphimedon queenslandica
Lineage: Eukaryota; Metazoa; Porifera; Demospongiae; Haplosclerida; Niphatidae
Exons: 5
Coding region: 29-493 (154 amino acids)
Source: RefSeq, a predicted model, not a curated record
AGAAUUAUAUAGUCUCAAUUCAUCAUGUAUGAGAUUAGUAAUGAAGAAUUAUAAUGAUGUUACUGAUAUUAGUGAUGUUGGAUGUACUUUAGACAAGAUAUUCAGAAAAUCAACAUACAAAGACAGACAAUUAGUGUAUGUAUCAUCAGAUCCUAAAGAUUAUCAAAAAGAAUUGAGAAAUAGUUUGAUGUACAGAUAUGUUAAUUUUUAUGUCAACUCAAUACUACUGAAGAUUACAAUACCCCCUGGACCUGAAGCCACACCAACUACAACUAGUAUAACUGAAGGAGGAAUAAUAAUGAAAAUUAUAUCAAAGGAAAAUAAAGGAAGGAAAAGAAAGAUGCAGGUACAAGUUGAUAAGAGAAUAACAUUAGCUCAAUUGAAGGAGGAGCUAGUUUCACUGAUUGGUGUACCACCUACUGGUUUUAGAGUGUACAGAAUCAGAUAUAAUAAAGAAUAUGAAAUGGAGGAACUGGAUAAGAAAUUAAAUUGAUAGUAAGACUGGGUAGAGCAUUAAGAAGAGGA